UAUAGUCUCAUAGAAUAAGGAUAUUGAUCUAAUUUAAAUCUCACUAUUUUUCUUACAAUACAUUGAGUUUCAUAUUUUAAGUCUAAUUUAAUUUAUAUAUUCGCAAUUUACGAAUUAAAUUGAAUUAAAUUUAAUUAAAUUGGAUAAUUCAUAAACUUGUAAAUUAAAUUAUGUAAGAUUAUUUUACAAAUUCUAAUAUUUCAAAUUAAGUUACAUAUAUUCGAUCCUUUUACACAUACCUUCAUUCUAUACUCAUUAAGUAUUCUUCUUCUUCUUGAUUUUCCUUUGCAGAAUGGACGACGUUAAAGACAAGGUCAAAGGCUUCAUGAAAAAAGUCAACAGCUCUAUUUCUUCUUCAUCUUCUGGUAAAUUCAAGGGCCAAGGUAGGGUUCUUGGAUCAUCCUCUACUUCUUCUUCUUCAACUCCUUCCAAUCCCAUUCCUUCUCGCCUUUUGAACACUCCUCAAUCGGGUUCUGGUUCUAAUUCCAAUUCCAAUUCCAAGCCUUUACCUCCCAAAACUCAGAUUUCCAAUCCAAAACCAGACCCUUCACCUCAAAAACCCAAGACUUCCAAUGGGUUCGACCCUUUCGAGUCUUUGGUCACUUCUGGGAAGAGAUGUAGAAAUGGGUUUUCUCCACAGGUAUUCAAAUGCCCGAUUUGUGAUCAAGUUUAUGGGUCUGAGGAAGAGGUUUCCGAACACGUUGAUACCUGUGUUAAUGGCGGUGAGAGUGGUAAUACUGCUUUGGAAUCGGGAUCGGUCGAUAUUGGGAUUGAUUCAUCGAGAAAUGAAUUGGAGGCUCGCGUUGGAGGGUUUCUUUCGGCGAAGCCUUCAGCUGGGUCGAUUGAAAUUAUUCUAAAGUUGUUGAAGAACAUAGUUAAAGAACCGGAGAACGCAAAGUUCAGGAAGAUUCGAAUGGGUAAUCCUAAGAUAAGGGAAGCGAUUGGGGAUGUUGUUGGAGGGGUUGAAUUGUUGGAGGCUGUGGGAUUUUCUUUGAAGGAAGAAGAUGGGGAGAUGUGGGCAUCAAUGGAGGUUGUUCCUUUGGAGGAUGGAAUUGGUUUGAUUAAGUAUGCUGUGAAUUUACUUGAACCGCCAAAAGAAGAACAGCAGAAGAUGACCAGUUCUUCAUCUGUUGAUUCUGGUAAUUUGGAGGAAAAAGUUGAGCCAAAGAAGAUUGAUAGACAGACCAAGGUGUUCUUUUCUGUCUCCGAGAACUUAGCAGCUAAAAUAGAGCUACCGGAUUCUUUCUAUAAAAUGUCAAUUGAAGAGGUGAGAAGAGAAGCUGAAAUGAGAAGGAAAAAGCUUGCAGAUUCUCAGCUUUUGAUCCCUAGGUCACUCAAGGAAAAGCAAGCAAAAGCUGCUAGAAAAAGGUAUACAAAAACUGUCAUCCGUGUCCAAUUUCCCGACGGUGUAGUGCUCCAAGCUAUUUUCUCUCCAUUUGAGCCAACAAGUUCCCUCUAUGAGUUUGUCAGCUCAUCUCUGAAAGAACCCAGUUUGGAAUUCCAUCUGUUAAAUCCGGUAAAUAUCAAACGGCGAGUAAUCCCUUGCUUUCCCACAGAAGGUGGGAAACAAACAACACUAGAGGAAGAGGAUUUGGUCCCUUCAGCUCUUAUCAAAUUCAGACCGAGCGAAACAGACUCCAUUGUUUUCACAGGACUGCGCAAUGAACUCUUAGAAAUUAGCGAACCACUUUUACCGGAUUCAGCUGUUUCUUCAACGUGAGCUUGAAUUCGGGUAACAUCUUUUACUCAAACUGUCUUGAGAAUCUUCAUGUUUCUCUCAUUGGUGUUGUAACUUAGUUAAAAAUCAUUUAUUGAAUUUUUUUUCCACAACUUAUAAUUGAUUCAAUGUACAAUUAUAUUAGCUUUUGCCCUUUGAUUGAAGCCUAAAGGCUUAAUUUCUUCAUUUUAUCUUUGUAAAGAAAUUUGGAUUGAAAUUGAUUUUCUUUUUCUCUUUCUUCUUCAUUUACAAUUUUUGUAGAUGUUGUAACUUUAUGUAUCUUAUGUUUUAACUUUUAUACACUUAAUUUGCUAAUU
Cannabis sativa is the source of this 2034-nucleotide messenger RNA. RefSeq names its product plant UBX domain-containing protein 2. NCBI's taxonomy places the organism in Eukaryota, Viridiplantae, Streptophyta, Magnoliopsida, Rosales, Cannabaceae. The record is from RefSeq and is a predicted model, not a curated record. The transcript is spliced from 3 exons. Gene Ontology annotation, molecular function: protein binding. Bases 293 to 1720 code for a protein of 475 amino acids. Gene Ontology annotation, biological process: defense response to fungus.